AUGAACUUUACGACCACAGCUACUUCCCACACGGCCUUCCGAGAGUCUCUGGAAGGUCAGACAAUCACCAUACCAAAUAUCUAUCAGCUAAUUCCCGGGUGGAAUCCUAGGCUGCACAAAGAAUACGAAAGGGCAAGAGAUGACAUUCUUAAUCCUUGGAUUGAAAGGUGGGUGGACGACAAGGGUACAGCGCGAAAGCUCAAGGCAGCCGACUUUGUCUUUGACUGUGGUGCUUUAAAGUACGAUACGUACGUCGUUGGAGCCUACAGAGAAGCCAGCCUACAAUAUUUCAAGUUCACUCUCAUUGACGAAGGAGAGGCGCCAGACCUUUCCAGCUUUGACAUGGAACUACAGAAAAGCCUACAGUGCUGGGAUGAAGUUGGUUUGCAUAUCCACCAGAUCUGUUCGAAAGAAGGUCUAGAGACUCGUGAAAUUCUAUGCGAUGAAAUGCUACGAUAUGUUGGAAGCCUGAACAAUGUGGAUAGUAUUUUUGAUGACUGCUGCAUUCCCUCCCUAGAACAAUACUGGGACCGCCGUGAGGCCACGGCUGCUGCAUAUUGUGUAGUAGCUACAAUUCCGUAUGGCUAUCUUACUCUUCCACUUUUCAACACAGAACGACUAAUGAUUGAAGCUUUAUCUAUGGACUAG
This is a messenger RNA of Penicillium arizonense, 648 nucleotides long. RefSeq lists its product as uncharacterized. Bases 1 to 648 code for a protein of 215 amino acids. The transcript has 5 exons. Lineage: Eukaryota; Fungi; Ascomycota; Eurotiomycetes; Eurotiales; Aspergillaceae. The record is from RefSeq and is a predicted model, not a curated record.